AUGGGUUCCAUUGCUGACUCCUCCAACGUGAGCCCUCAAACGGGUAUUGAUAGGCUGAAGGCCAUCCAAGAAAUCGUCGAGUCUUCGGUUGGAGCCGCUUCCACCGAUCUGCAAAAGGUCAUUAAGCAUAUCUAUGAUAACCCCGAGAUCGCGUUUGAGGAGUACAUUGCCCAUGAUACUAUUUGCAAGUACCUCGAAAAUCAAGGAUUCCAGGUCACCCGGAAAGCCUAUGGCGUCGAGACUGCCUUUGAGGUUCUCUACGGCCAGGGUGGGAGAGUUGUCAGCAUCAACGCAGAAUACGAUGCUCUCCCCGGCGUUGGUCACGGAUGUGGCCACCACCUGAUCGCCGCUUCAAGUAUCGCCGCUUUCCUCGGCGUUACGGCCGCCAUCAAGCAGAACGGUAUCAAGGGUCGUGUACAGCUUCUUGGAUGUCCCGCGGAGGAGAACCAGGGUGGCAAGGCUGUUCUGUGUAGUGCUGGAGCUCUUAAGGGCGUCGAUGCCGCUGUCAUGGCACACCCCGUGCCUCCCACUCAAAUUGUGCCAAAUGCAAUUGAGGAUAGUAUCACCGGAAUCGGAGGUGCUUCCUCCUUGGCCAUGCUUCGGUGGGUCGUGGAGUUCCACGGAAAGGCUACCCACGCCUCCGCAUGCCCUCACCUUGGUAUUAAUGCGUUCGAUGCCGCCGUGGCCGCGUAUAACAACAUUGCUCUUUUGAGACAGCAAACUCUUCCCGAGGAGAGAAUUCACGGUGUCGUUCUUGAAGGACCCACCGUGCCCAACACCAUUGGACACUACACUAAGACUGUUUGGAUAGCUCGCAGCCCCACCCGGGGUAAGCUCCAGGCCCUUUCAAAGCGCGUUCUUGCUUGCUUUGAGGCUGCUGCCAUAGCUACUGGAUGUACUGUGACUAUCACUGAGGGUAACAUGUACACUGAUACCCUCGUUACUGAGAGCCUUUGCAAUCGCUAUGCAGAUAUCACAAACAGCGUUGAAGGCCUGAAGACUAUACCUUUCAUUCACAGGAUCGAGCCUGGCUCCACAGACUUUGGUAAUGUCACAUAUGAGUGCCCGGGUAUUCACGCAUAUUACGCUGUCCCUUGUCCCAUUGGAACUUCUGUCCAUCAUCAAACUUUCACUGCGGCCACGGGUACCGAAGAGGCAUACUACCGCGCACUCAAGCAGGGAACUAUGCUGGCUCUGACUGCAUGGGAUCUGCUUACCGACGAUGCAUUCUAUAAGGAAGUCAAGGCUGAGUGGGAUGUGACGGUCAAGAAGCACAGCUUCGCUUGA
Penicillium longicatenatum is the source of this 1287-nucleotide messenger RNA. RefSeq names its product M20 family metallopeptidase. NCBI's taxonomy places the organism in Eukaryota, Fungi, Ascomycota, Eurotiomycetes, Eurotiales, Aspergillaceae. Gene Ontology annotation, molecular function: dipeptidase activity. Bases 1 to 1287 code for a protein of 428 amino acids. The transcript is spliced from 5 exons. The record is from RefSeq and is a predicted model, not a curated record.